This is a messenger RNA of Anarrhichthys ocellatus (wolf-eel), 3388 nucleotides long. Its product is annotated as E3 ubiquitin-protein ligase ZFP91-like. The record is from RefSeq and is a predicted model, not a curated record. Gene Ontology annotation, cellular component: nucleus. The transcript is spliced from 11 exons. Gene Ontology annotation, molecular function: transcription coregulator activity. Bases 332 to 2287 code for a protein of 651 amino acids. Gene Ontology annotation, biological process: regulation of transcription by RNA polymerase II. NCBI's taxonomy places the organism in Eukaryota, Metazoa, Chordata, Actinopteri, Perciformes, Anarhichadidae.
GCUGCUCUUAAAGGAGACGCAUCCCAAACGGGCCUAUACUCGGUUUAAGAAAUAUGAGGUUUGCUAUAGCUUUAAGAGGUAGAUAAUGUUAAAUGUUUCUAGUAUUAAAUUAUCAUUCAACGUUAACUUUGUUAUAUUAAUAAGCGAGUUUUUGAAAUGCUUGCUUAAGUCACUACGACUCAACAUUACCAUUACUCUUGACUGAGCUAACAUAACUUGGUCCCAAAAGGGCCUUCAAUGUUACGUUGGUAUUACAUGUCCUAUGUUCAUAAUUAACGUUACGUCAACUAACGCCAAUUACAAAAGUCUGUAAGGGUCAUAACAGUUAAAUAUGAGCAGCAUGGGCUCGGAGGAAGACGAGGUUUCGGGUAUUCGUCCUGGGAUUGAGAAAACCGGAGACUCAACGGAGGCCGCCCAACCAUCCUCGGACUCUACUGAAUUGUCAAGCGGGAGAAGAGGAAGUAAAAGGCUAGUGAAAACCACAGUGACCUCUCCGGAAUCCGGUGACUCUGGGUCGGGUGUUCGAGUUUUGCGAGCCAGGGGAGUUGGAGCUGGCAGGACUAAAGUUAUGAAUUCCACGAAUGCCACUUACAGGCAAACACCUAACGUUAAGAGUAUGCACCGUGGACGUGGGAGACCUGUGGGAUCACGCUCCAAAAACACACAACCAGCGGUGAAGAAAUCCACAGCCAAAAAUGCAUCCAAACGCACUCUUGGAUCAAAGCCGUCCAAAUCUAGAGUAUGCAAAGGAAGACCUCCAACCCAAGCCUCUCGCACCACACCAGCAACAUGCAAACCUGAAGCGGAGAUGGAGGCUGGAGAGGAAACGGGUUCUUUGAAAGGAAGCAAUGACAACAUUGCAGAUCCAGAUGCAGCUCUUGACGAGGACCCUCCAUUCAGAGAUGACCCCAAUGACCUCAUCUAUAAACCCGAGACAAAGACGGAAAAACCAAGGCGGAAUACAACGUUAAAACAAAAGGAAGUCAAGAAAGAGGAGUCAGAAAAGGAGGAAGAAGAAGAUGACAUUAAAAAGGAAGAAUCAACAGAGAUUGUUGUGCAGAGUGAAGAUGGCGCGGGUUAUAACACACGGCCACCCAAGAGAGGCCGACAACAAAAAGAUGACAAAGGCCCUCGGCUGCCAAAACAAAGGAAGAAGCCCCCAGUGCAGUACGUCCGCUGCGAAAUUGAGGGCUGUGGUACUGUCUUGGCCCACCCACGUUACCUACAGCACCAUAUCAAAUACCAGCACUUGCUUAAAAAGAAGUAUGUGUGUGAUCACCCCUCGUGUGGGCGAUUGUUUCGUCUGCAGAAGCAGCUGUUGCGCCAUGCAAAACAUCAUACAGAUCAAAGGGACUACAUCUGUGAGUAUUGUGCUCGUGCCUUCAAGAGCUCCCAUAACCUGGCUGUGCACAGGAUGAUUCACACAGGAGAAAAGCCAAUCCAAUGUGAGAUCUGCGGCUUCACCUGCCGUCAGAAGGCCUCCUUAAACUGGCACAUGAAGAAGCACGAUGCAGAAUCCUCCUACCAGUUUUCUUGCUCCAUUUGUAGCAAAAGGUUUGAGAAAAAGGACUCCGUUGUUGCACACAAGGCCAAGAGCCACCCUGAGGUGCUCAUAGCUGAAGCCCUGGCAGCUAAUGGGGGCUCAGUAAUAUGCAGUCCCGCCCUGAUCCCAGAGACUCUCCCAGUGCUCACCCAGCCCAACCAACCCUCUGUCAGCCAGGAGAAUCAGGAAGUAGUGAAUAGUACGCUCACUCCACUACAGCAGGUGGGGCUCCUGCUCCCCCCACAGACGCAGAUAGAUGUAUCUCUGGGCCAGUUUUUCCAACUGCCCACGCACCAAGUGGUGCAGGUGGCACAUCAGCAGCAAGCCCCCACCUUGCUGCACCUCACGGCUGCUACUCCUACUAACUUAUCCAGCAUCAGCCACCCCCAGCUCAUCCAGCUCUCCACCCAUCCUGCCAGCACCAUCACGUCCAUGACCGUCGCGGACCCUCGGAGCACCCUGCUCACCCUGAGCUCCGUCACCACACUGGCCUCCACAGCCUCCCUGGCUUCCCAGCAGGCUAUGCAGUGGGGCAGGGAGACCGAUGAGGACGAACAGUUACCAGGGGAGGGUGAGCUGUGGGACAGGGUGGUGGUGGGUGGCGCUCAUCAGGAUGUCGGGGAAAUUAUGUGGGAGAGUAACGAGGAAAGAAGGAAGGAAGAUGAGGGGAUUGAAUGGGAGAGGGAAGGAGGGAAACAGAUUCUUUUACAGUGUGCCGAGGUUCAUGGAGACAGUUUAAUGUAGAUAAAAGGCCACGAAAUGAUCUUAGCAGGAACUUUAUGCACAGGGAAGUUUUGAUUUAAGAAAGGAACAAAAGACUGAAGGACAUGUCAAGACUUAAAGCUGACAUUAUAAAUAUUUUAAAUUAUAGACUUUAUCUCCAUGGAGUGUAACACAGCAGUUAUACAAAGUACGUGGCUACACAGAGCUACUUAUAUCAGGGAGUAUGAUUUAUUAUGUUAUAGAUUACAUACACUUCUUUUACCACUUACUGAAUAUUUUGUGACUCUUGUGUUUGUAUAUGUGUGUGUGUGUUACAUCAUUUCUAGAGAUUAAAAAGACUGCAAGAUGAUAGUACAUAUUGUACAAAAAGUAACAAAUGACAUAUAUAUCCCUCAUGUCCAUAUGUGAACGAAUGAAUAAUUUGGUCAACUCUAGUAGUUUUAGUUCAUGAAAACUUACAGAACAAAUUAACUGUGAGCAACAACUAAAACUAAAUAUGGUCUUUGUUGUAAGAUUACAAUAAAAGACAUAUUAAAAAGAAAGAAUACAAUUUUUAGUCUGGGCCUUUAGACAAAUCUACUUUGACGGACAGAAAUCCCAGACAAAAUCUAGACUAAUUUAAUAUAAUAUUUAGAAAUCCUUUGAGAUAUGCCAGAUCUUUUCUUUCACAGCAGACAUUUAGACUUUUUAUAGUAGGACAAGCACAAGUGUCUAAUAUUAUUGAUGACUUCUAUUUAUGUGUCCAAGUCAGUCAUGACAGUGAGCCAGCAUCCUAUGCAACAUGUUAAAAUGUCUUUUGUGGAAAAGGCCCAUAAGAAAAGAUCUAAAAUGCCUUCCUUGUAUUCUCUUUCUUUGUCCUAAGUUGUGCCACUUCCCUUCCAAAUUGAACUGAACCAUCUGAUUGAAUUCGUUACGGAUUGUUGCCUUAAUAUUUUUUCACAGUUAAGACUAUGCAGGCAGGAUAGAAAUAGUUUUUGUCAUCAAUUUUCUUUUUAAACAUUCUUAGAUAAUAAAAUAUACCUCUGUGCACUGCCACUACUACUGACCACUCGUAAUCUUAUGAUCUUAAUUUAUUCGAAAAUGUAUUCAGAUUAAUAAUAAUAAACAAACUGUGUUUUGAAA